Messenger RNA from Xiphophorus couchianus (Monterrey platyfish), 4048 nucleotides. It is a transcript of the gene setdb1b, whose product is annotated as SET domain bifurcated histone lysine methyltransferase 1b. Gene Ontology annotation, cellular component: nucleus. The coding region runs from base 94 to 3864 and encodes 1256 amino acids. The record is from RefSeq and is a predicted model, not a curated record. Gene Ontology annotation, molecular function: zinc ion binding; protein binding; DNA binding. Gene Ontology annotation, biological process: negative regulation of gene expression; heterochromatin organization. The transcript has 25 exons. NCBI's taxonomy places the organism in Eukaryota, Metazoa, Chordata, Actinopteri, Cyprinodontiformes, Poeciliidae.
CCUCGGGUGCCCCGGCAACCACAGCAUGCGCUACUCUUUGUAGCCAACCCUCCGCGUUAGCAACAGGCUAGUUUAAAAUUUGCAAUCGACAGGAUGGAAAGCGGUGAUGGAAUGGAGGUCGACGACUGGGACCCCAGUCUGGAGGACGAGUUGGGAGUUUCACUGGAUGACCUGAAGAAAUGGAUUGAGGAGGCUGUGGAGCAGAACGAGGCUGUGAAGAAGAAAAAAGCCCAGUUGAUAGAGCUCGAGGAAUGGGUGGAACAGAAAGAGAAAGAAGAGGCGAAAACAGAGAAACUUCUCAACGAUGCAAACCAGUCCGUAUUGGAGUGUGAGAAGCUGGUGAGGGCAGCGUAUGAAAACAACGGCCUCGUCUACCGAGAGAGCAGCUCAGAGGAUGAAGGAGGUGGCGGAGGAGGAGGGCUGCCCUCUGAAGUCAUCGAGAUUGAUGAUGAUGACGACGAUGACGUCAUAGCUGUAGGAUGUUUGGUUCCUCCAAAGACACAAACGCCAUCUAAGGACCCAACAUUAAAUGAAGCCUCUGCAGUUCUGCAGAAAACCACCCAGCAGGUCCAGAAGUUGGUCCAAAUAGUCGCCAAGCCUUCCUCUGUUUCUCCAUUGAUACGAACAGCAGUGCAAUCUGUAGUUCAGCCAGGAGUUCAGGGCCCGACACCAGCAAUAUUUGUAUCACAAGCUCCGUCUCAUCAGACGAUGACGCAGACGCAGCCAAACCCCAACAUAAAAGAAGACGAGCUCAAAGUGGGGAUGAACAUCCUGGGAAAGAAACGCACCAAGACAUGGCAUAAAGGCAACCUGGUGGCAAUUAACCCUGUUGGAAAUGGUGUAUUUAAGUACAAGGUGAGGUUUGAUAAAGGCAAGAGUCUGCUGUCUGGAAAUCAUGUGGCGUUUGACUACAACCCCACCCUGGAGAGCCUGUACGUCGGGGCUCGUGUCGUCGCUAAGUACAAAGAUGGAAACUUGGUGUGGCUGUACGCUGGAAUCGUAGCAGAGAUGCCGAACAACAAGAACCGCAUGAGGUUUCUGAUCUUCUUUGACGACGGCUACGCUUCAUAUGUGAUCCUUCCUGAACUGUAUCCGGUUUGCAGACCAUUAAAACGAACUUGGGAAGACAUAGAGGAUGCAUCUUGUCGGGACUUCAUCGAGGAGUACAUCUCCGCCUAUCCCAGCAGGCCGAUGGUGCUCCUAAAGGUCGGCCAGAUAAUCAAGACAGAGUGGGAGGGGACCUGGUGGAAGAGCAAAGUGGAGGAAGUGGACAGCAGCUUGGUCAAAAUCCUCUUUCUGAAGGACGAUAAGAGGAGCGAAUGGAUUUACAGAGGAUCCACCAGGUUGGAGCCCAUGUUCAAUCUGAAACUGGCUUCAGCAAACACACAAGAAAAGAAGCUAGCUGGCCACCAGAGGACAAGGCCAAACAUGGGAGCAUUAAGGAGUAAAGGCCCAGUCGUUCAGUACACUGGCGUCGAACACGUCGGAGCUUCUCCUGCCAAACCUCCUCAAACGACACAGAGUCAGCCGCCAGCGACGACACUGAUCCAGCAGCUUCAGCAGCGCCCGCAGCCCCAGCUCAUCCAGCAGGUCCAGCCAUCCCUGCAAACCCAGCAGCCACAAACUCAACAAACCCAGCAAACCCCUCAGCCCUCACCGGCUGCCCAGCUUCAACGCAUUGAAAAUAAACAUCAGAUGGCAAAGAAGAGCACGUCUAAUUUCAUCCCUGGUGUCGGCGGGACGCAUGCCUCCAAGAUCUUGCAGGCUGCGUCUGCUAAUGCCAGCAACCUCUUAGUUGGAAAAGUGCAGAGCACCCCGAGUACACCCACGUCCUCCUUCACACCUCUGUAUCAGAGACAGACGUCCGCCCUGGUGUCUCCUCCUUCCAUCGUCACGCAUGCGAUGGCCACCAUCCCUCAGCAGCCGUCCUACAGAGCCCCGACGGACCGCAUCUUCUACCUGGCUCACACCUGUCAGCCUGCGUGUCUGAACCGUGUUCGACCAGCAAAAUCAGACCUGCACAGAGGAAAGAACCCCCUCCUCACGCCGCUGCUCUACGAUUUCAGACGCAUGACGGGACGACGCAAAGUCAACCGUAAAAUGUCCUUCCAUGUUAUCUACAAGGCUCCGUGUGGACUUUGUCUGCGUAACAUGGGGGAGAUCCAGAACUACCUCUUCCAGACCCGCUGUGACUUUAUAUUCUUAGAGAUGUUCUGUCUCGACCCGUAUGUCUUGGUGGACCGACCUUUCCAGCCACAAAGGCCCUUCUAUUACAUUCUAGACAUCACUAGUGGGAAGGAGGACAUCCCUCUGUCCUGCGUCAAUGAGAUUGAUACCACUCCACCACCUAAUGUAAAAUACAGCAAGGAGCGAAUCCCUGAAGACGGAGUAUUUAUUAACACCAGUUCAGACUUCCUGGUCGGCUGUGAAUGUACCGACGGCUGUAAAGACAAAUCCAAAUGUUCCUGCCACCAGCUGACCCUGCAGGCUUCAGGCUGCACACCUGGGGGACAGAUCAACCAGAGCGCUGGAUAUUCAUACAAACGAUUAGAGGAGUGCUUACCUACAGGGAUCUAUGAGUGCAACAAAAGGUGUAAAUGUUGUUCUCAGAUGUGCACCAACCGGCUGGUGCAGCACGGCCUGCAGGUCCGUCUGCAGCUCUUUAAGACACAGAACAAAGGCUGGGGCAUUCGCUGUCUGGAUGAUAUAGCUAAGGGAUCAUUUGUGUGCAUUUAUGCUGGUAAAAUCCUGACUGAUGAUUUCGCUGACAAAGAAGGUCUAGAGAUGGGUGACGAGUAUUUUGCUAACCUGGAUCACAUCGAGAGCGUGGAGAACUUCAAGGAAGGCUAUGAGAGCGAGGCGCACUGCUCCGACAGCGAGGGCAGCGGCGUGGACGUGUCCAGAAUGAAAAUCCAGCCGUCCGCUUUAGUCUCCAGCAGCGCUGCGAGGAAAAAAACUCAGAGCUCCAGCUCUUCAGAUGACAGCAAUGACGAAGAGGAGAAAGAUUCAAAGAGUGAAGAUGAAAGCGACAGCUCAGACGACACUUUUGUGAAGGACAACUACUACACCCCUAGCUCUGUGUGGAGGAGUUACACGACUCGUGGUCAGGCCAAGGGCAACAAAGAAGGGAGUCAGGACAGUAAAGAUGGACUGAGUGUCUCAGCCAAAGGUCAGGAUGAUGAGAAGCCGCCCUCUAUGCCAGAGGAGACGGGGAAAAGCAAAGUGGCUUCCUGGUUAACAAGCCAGGGUCUGAAGAAGGAAACUGGAGACAAGAGUCAAAUAAAGACAGAGCAAUCAAAGAAACAGGACGUCAUGACUCUAUCGGACAGCGACGAUGUUCAAACCAUUAGCUCCGGAUCUGAAGACAACAAAGAGAGGGAGAAAGCCACUCCGGCUUCUGUAUCUGGCGUGACCAAGAAGCAGGUGGCAGUGAAAUCCACGCGAGGCAUCGCCCUGAAGAACAGCCACAGUUUGAUGGUGAAACCGCCUGGGGGAGGAGUCGGGCCCAGCGCUCAGGGGAGCAAACCCGGCCACCAGGGGCAGCCUGGAGGAGGGGCAGAAAACGCUCCCAAAAACACCCGGCUGUUCUUUGACGGCGAAGAGUCCUGCUACAUCAUCGAUGCCAAGUUGGAGGGAAAUCUGGGACGUUACCUCAAUCACAGCUGCAGUCCUAACCUGUUCGUCCAGAACGUGUUUGUCGACACACACGACUUGAGAUUCCCCUGGGUGGCGUUCUUCGCCAGCAAGCGGAUUCGGGCCGGGACAGAACUGACCUGGGAUUAUAACUACGAGGUGGGAAGCGUUGAAGGCAAAGAGCUGCUGUGCUGCUGCGGAUCCACAGAGUGCCGUGGACGGCUGCUGUGAUCCACCCGGACUUACACCAACAUCCCCCUCAACGCUGAACCCCGUUUAUUUUAUGUUUUAUUAAGUUCUAGGAAUUUUAUAACAUCUCCUUCUUUUCGUGUGUUUAUUUUUUUUACCAGCAUGUGACUCUUAAUGUCGUCCAUUAAAUGUUUUCUUUACCUCCGAAUAAAAGUUUCUUCAGUGA